CUUCACUAUAAAUAGAAGCCAGAAUUGUGUUUUUCUCAUUGAAGUGUGCAAGUAGAACCAUUUCUCUAAAUCUUAUCUGUGUCAAGUGUUCUUCAAAAUUACAUCAUUUGUCUGUUUAGUGAAAAGAAAUGAGUUAUUCAAAUUCUUCCAUGGGUUCUGGAAGUAGGGGGGCAAGAAGAACAGUGGAGUUUGGCAGGACUUAUGUUGUCAGGCCAAAAGGAAAACAUCAGGCUACCAUCAUUUGGUUGCAUGGUCUUGGUGAUAAUGGAUCCAGCUCAUCACAAAUGUUGGAAACCCUCCCUCUUCCAAAUAUUAAGUGGAUAUGUCCAACUGCUCCUACUCGUCCAGUGACUAUUCUUGGUGGAUUUCCUUGUACUGCAUGGUUUGAUGCUGGGGAUCUAGCUGUAGAUGGUCAGGAUGAUGUUGAAGGUUUAGAUACUUCUGCUGCACAUAUAGCAAACUUGUUAUCAACUGAACCAGCUGAUAUUAAGGUUGGAAUUGGAGGUUUUAGUAUGGGUGCUGCAACUGCUCUUUACUCUGCUACAUGCUUUGCCCAAGGGAAAUAUGGAAAUGGUUAUCCAUAUUCGAUCAAACUUAAAGCUGUUAUUGGUCUAAGUGGUUGGCUUCCAUGUUCAAGGAGCUUGAGGAACAAGAUUGAAGGAUCGGUUGAAGGAGCUAGACGGGCUGCAUCUUUACCAAUUUUACUUUGCCAUGGGAAAUGCGAUGAUGUAGUUCCAUAUAAACACGGGGAAAAAUCUUGUCAAACGCUCGCCUCUGCUGGAUUUCGAUAUGUAGUUGUGAGAAUUUAUGAUGGGAUUGGUCACUAUACGGUUCCUAAAGAGAUGGAUGAGGUUUGCAAUUGGCUUAACAUUAGGCUGGGGCUAGAUGGAUCUCGGUUUUGAUUGAUGGGUGAUGGUUUCUUUGAUGGAUUUAUUAGAUUUUUUUGUUGUUGUUCUUCGCGUCUUCUUGAGGUUUUCCUUGCGUUUAUCCAAAUAAAGUUUUUUUUUUUUAAUUUUCUUUUUGUAUGUGUAUGUAUGUGUGUAAUGUGGGCUAAAAGAUGGGAUAUUGUUUUGAGUAUUCUUUUGAAUGAAUAAUUAUUCCCAAUUGGUUAUGG
This is a messenger RNA of Impatiens glandulifera, 1114 nucleotides long. RefSeq names its product acyl-protein thioesterase 2-like. NCBI's taxonomy places the organism in Eukaryota, Viridiplantae, Streptophyta, Magnoliopsida, Ericales, Balsaminaceae. The coding region runs from base 129 to 902 and encodes 257 amino acids. The record is from RefSeq and is a predicted model, not a curated record. Gene Ontology annotation, molecular function: hydrolase activity. The transcript is spliced from 9 exons.